Molecule: messenger RNA, 2604 nt
Organism: Menidia menidia (Atlantic silverside)
Lineage: Eukaryota; Metazoa; Chordata; Actinopteri; Atheriniformes; Atherinopsidae
Source: the annotation of a GenBank genome assembly
CGGAGGUAAAACAAAACUAUUUUUACUUAGAUACUGUGCUGUCGGGAAAAAUGGAUUUAAGCACAGAUACUCUACAAAAAUAUGUUACAUAAUGGUAAAUAAUACCUAAUACAACUGCUUAUAUGCAUUUACUGAGGAUAUAUUCACACGCUUUGGUGACAACCUUCAAAGAAAAAUAAUAAUCACAGUUGUCCUUUAUUUUUGAAAGAAUUACCGGAAAUCGAGCUUGUUGAAAACAUUUAAACUCAACUGUCAAAUGUAGUCAGACGUGGAGAAAUGACAGCAAAGCAGUGAGAGUACAGACAAUAUACGGAACAUCCCGCCAUGAAACAUGAGGAUUUCCAUUCUGACUUCCAGACCUGUGCUGUCACCACGGAAUUACCGAGAUGCAUCCUGGGCUAAAAUGACACUGUGACAUCUCAAAAUCAGUUAGAACGACCAAAAGGGUCCCUUGACGACCGCGUGAGGGGACGACGUUAGAUUGGUCACUGUUUGGCCGUGAUUUGGUCUGUCAGAGACGGGUUCCUCAGAAUGCCUGGAAACAUGACACCGAUACCCGUCCUUCCGCUGAUCAUCAACUCUUUCAUGUCAGCUCUGGGCUGCAUGGCAACUCUCAAACUCAUCCCUGCUUUCAAAGAUCAUUUCAUCUCAGCGCGACUGUACGGGAUGGACCUCAACAAAACAGUCAAGAAAGAAGUACCAGAGUCUCAAGGAGUCAUCAGUGGAACAGUCUUCCUCAUCAUCCUCUUCUGCUUCAUCCCGGUGCCUUUCCUCAGCUGCUUUGUGGGAGACCAGUGCUCGGGCUUCCCACAUGAUGAGUUCGUACAGCUGAUCGGUGCACUUCUGGCCAUCUGCUGCAUGAUCUUCCUGGGCUUUGCUGACGACGUGCUCAACCUGCGAUGGAGACAUAAGCUCCUCCUUCCCACCAUGGCCUCCCUGCCGCUGCUUAUGGUGUACUUCACCAACUUUGGCAAUACGGUCAUCGUGGUGCCCAAACCCUUCAGGGCCCUGCUGGGACUGCAUUUGGAUCUCGGUAUCCUCUACUAUGUUUACAUGGGAAUGCUUGCCGUGUUCUGCACAAACGCCAUCAACAUCUUAGCAGGCAUCAACGGCAUCGAGUCGGGUCAAGCGCUGUUUAUCUCCGGCUCCAUCAUCAUCUUCAACCUGCUGGAGCUCAGCGGGGAUUACCGUGAUGACCAUGUUUUUUCCCUCUACUUCAUGAUACCAUUCUUCUUUACCACAUUAGCACUGUUUUACCACAACUGGUACCCCUCAUCUGUGUUUGUGGGAGACACGUUCUGCUACUUUGCUGGAAUGACCUUCGCCGUAGUUGGCAUCCUGGGACACUUUAGCAAAACCAUGCUGCUCUUCUUCAUUCCUCAAGUGGUAAACUUUGUCUAUUCCUUGCCCCAGCUUUUUCACGUGGUCCCCUGUCCAAGGCACCGACUCCCCAGACUGAAUCCAGACACUGGAAAACUGGGGAUGAGCUACUCUAAAUUUAAGAUGAAAGACCUCUCAAAACUGGGAAACCUUAUUCUGAAGGUGGCAGAGUUACUGAGGCUGCUCGAGGUGCGGCGAGGUCAGGAGGGAGAUGAGGAUUUUAUCGAAUGCAACAACAUGACUUUAAUCAAUCUAGUUCUAAAAGUCCUGGGACCCAUCCAUGAGAGAAAUCUCACAGUCAUCAUGCUCAUGAUUCAGGUUAUGGGGAGUGCAAUGGCUUUUGGGAUCCGCUAUCAUCUGGUGCGCCUCUUCUAUGACGUCUAGGCAACUCUCAAAGACAGGAGGGAAAAUUGACUGGGGAAAAUCUCAUGGUUUGAAGCCUUUGGGCUUGCUGUUCAUCUGCCUUUUGAUAGGUUCCAUUACCUCACUGUGACUUUGCUUCCUCUGACUGAAUCUGCAGCGAAGGCCCGGUGCGAUGUUAAAAACGAUGCGAUCAUUUCAAGCAUGAACGGAGAACUGUCUGACAGCAGCAGCAGGAGUGGGUGUCAGUGGGACAGGCAGGACAUGCAGCUGAGCUUUGGACAUCUCACGUGUCUAUCUUGAAAGUAUAUUUUUGUACUUCUUUUUAAAGUGAGAGUACAGUUAGAGGGGUCAAUUUUUCCUCGCCAAACUGCUUCUAAAACCCUGACCAAUUGGUAACAUAUGGACUUAAGUCCUCUUGAGCGAAAAAAACAAGGUAGAAAUAUUAUUUUUUGGUGCACUGUGUGAAUCUGCUGUAGAUGCAAAAAUGGCCAUGAGAGCAUUUAUUCAGUCACUCUUGCAUGGAUACUAAGCUGAGUAGUAUGAAUGUAAAAGUGAAGAUCAUUUGGUCGUUUUCUCUUUUUUUGGUUUCGCUUUGUUAUUUCUCUUUUACCUCUAAACAACCACACAGGAUUAUCAUUAUGAAUAGAGGCACUGACAGAUAAGAAGGUCAUAGUCUACCUGAGGGACAUUACAGAUGAGUAAAGGUGUUUUAGAGGGAGAUGACAUGGUGAGAAGUAUGAAUUGUGGUGAAGGGUUUCCUAAUAGGAGAAUGAGCUCAGCAGAAAUUGUGACAACCAACUGGCGCUUGACUCUUUUCUUAUAGAAUGUAACUGCAAGAAAGAUUAAAUAAAAUUGAAAAAA